AUGGUCAACUACAUUACGAGUUAUCUGGAGAGUUUCCGAAUCCAUUACGUAAUCACCCGAACUGAUGACCGAUUACAUGUCGAUCUAAAAUAUGAAAUGACUAAAGAUGCGAGCAAGGCGAAAUAUUAUUUGAUUAUUUUCUACGAGUUUCAGACAUUUUUAACGCUUAGUCGUUUAGCCAGAGACGUCAUAGACGAUUAUUGCGCGAAGUUUAAAGCGGGACAAAUUUUCUUCGCCGGAAAUAAUUACGGGAAAAUUUCAGAAUUUAAUUUGGAGGUAAAACAAGUGGAAAACAACAAAGCUCAAAGUUUGCGAGUCAAUCCUGACUCGAACACUUUAUGGAUUACAAAACCAGGUGUCGAGACCGCGAAGCCGUCUAGGACACGUUUGACGUACGUUCGGGUUUUCCCGUUCGAUGAUCGGUACGAGAAGGUAGUCUAUCUCGUCCCUACGCGUGGCGCGGAAGAAACGCGGGCCAAUGUGCAAGGCGGGAAUACGAAAGUCGCAAUGCUAUUGGACAACGGGAGAAAGGCGGGAAUCAAAAGAAUUUUUACGACACUCAAUUCAGCGUUCUUUCUACAUGGCUUGCUUUUCUUGGACGCUUUGAAGUAUGUGUCUGUUCUGCCACCCAAAUAUACGUUACAGAGAUAUAUUCAAGUCGACAUUGAUGAUAUCUUUAUUGGAAAAAGUGGACUAAGGCUGAAAAAGACUGAUGUGAAG
Messenger RNA from Paramuricea clavata, 720 nucleotides. The record is from the annotation of a GenBank genome assembly. NCBI's taxonomy places the organism in Eukaryota, Metazoa, Cnidaria, Anthozoa, Malacalcyonacea, Plexauridae.